CUAUAUUUAACUUGGAAAUUCCCUACUUGUUCUUGCGCAAGAGAUGAUAGUCUAAUGUGUUAUUUUAUUUACUGAGUCCAUUUUUUUCAAUCUCUUCAGGUACUUUACUGUGCAGUGUGAAAAUUUGCAAAAUGAGGAAAGAGAAUACGUAUUUACCUUCUGCCAAGAAGAUCUUCCAGCGGUACGAAAGAGCCAAGUUUCAGGAGAAUAUUUUGUUGGUGGGGACCGUUGGGGCGGGUAAAUCAGCCACAAUCAACACCAUCAGCGCCGCCCUGUCGGGAGAAAAGAAAUAUCGCGCCCCUAUCGGGUCCCAGCUCUCCUCCCCAGACGCUAAAAGAAAGAGGACCACGACACAUCUUAUGUGGUAUAGAGGGUGUGGCAUAGAUGAAACUAGAAGGAAAGACAUGCAUGCACCAAAAUAUAUACCAAACCUUGUGGACAUGACUGGAUUGGAGGAUAUUGACUCACGUGAACAGGAAGAGCUGUUGGAAAUGAUAUUAAUGGGAAAGAUUCCGAACGAGACUUCAAUUCCCGCAUUACAAGACAUGGAGAGAAGAAGCCCAGGAACAUUACGAAGACGUUUUCCAUUUAUCUACAAUCCUCGGCGCAUUCAUAAAAUAUUGUUUGUCGCUAGCGCUAACGAGCCUAUACCGACCAAACUGAUCCAGAGUGUCAGAAAUGUUGCACAACCUGACGGAAGCCCAUCCAACUACAACCCUAGAUAUAUCCCGGUGUUUGGUUUAUUGACAAAGGAGGACCUUGUAGAUUGGGAAGACGCUGAAAUUCAAAAUCGAGAGCGGGAAUUUCUUCAGAACCUCGGUAUCGACCAAACAGCCUCGUAUUCACGGUGGCAAAAUAACUCAACAGGGGAUUUUUCGAGCAAAGUGCUCUACUUUCUAGACAGAUUAUUGUCCCCUGAAGUCCGAAUGGUUCUUGAUCAAGUGUUCUUCUUCAAAAUUUGGAUGGGAUCCCUCUGGGAAAAUCCGUUAUAUAUUUUCCCACUAAUGAUUGUACCAUUCGUUGCUUUUUUCAUGGCGUAUUCUCUUUCUGAUGUCAUCAUGCCAGAAUUCGAACUUCUAGAUUUUCUAAGAAUGAAGACAAAACAAUAAUGUCAAACAUCUUUAGAUUAAUGUCUCUUUUAAAUACUCUCUGAAAAUUCAUUCUGAUUUAAUUCCCUUUUCUCCUAGUUUAUUUUUCUUCUAAUUCUUAAUGUUUUUUCUUUGAUAACAUUGAUGUGUUUUAGAUUUGAGUGAGUUGAAUAUAUGACACCAUUUUCUUGUGAGAUAAUUUCAAUUGUUUCUCUUAAUUAAACGUUUUAUUUCUUUCAUUACUCUGAAAUAUAUUGACUGAGUGGUUUAUAGUAUUUGUAGAGAAUAAAAAGAUAACAUUAAAUUGAUUAUCACAUUCUAUACAUGUACAUUACAUGUAGUAUAGGACAUAUUCAUUGAACUUAUAACGGCAUUUUAUUUUUU
Saccostrea echinata is the source of this 1472-nucleotide messenger RNA. RefSeq lists its product as uncharacterized. Lineage: Eukaryota; Metazoa; Mollusca; Bivalvia; Ostreida; Ostreidae. Bases 132 to 1109 code for a protein of 325 amino acids. The transcript has 4 exons. The record is from RefSeq and is a predicted model, not a curated record.